GAUGACAGAAUGAACAGAUGGCUUUUUAAUCUCGAAUGCACUGUGCGCUAUGUACAUUUGGAAUUUGUUUUCCUUAUACAGUAAAAGUCGCUUUCAUUAAAGAGGAGAGACUACCCAGCAGCCCACGGGCGACUGGCAAGGCCUGUGCACCUUUCGGUUUCGUUUCUUCCAAAUCUUCUAGGUAUUCUACGGAAGGAAAGGGCUCAAGAUCUUGUUGUUUUCUUCGUGAUCGAUCAGAUGGUAUCAUGACUGCUGCGGCUGUCACUAAACUUCUGUGUGCAAAUAAUGGAGCGAUGAGAUACGACGAACUGCUGGUCAACAUCGGCGGUGAUGCGGAGCUCGAGAGGACUCUCGCAAACCGCCAGAAGUUCGCCGUAGUGACAGCUGCCGACGACACCAGAAGGAUCAUAGCGAAGACUUUGGUGAAACUGUGCAAAGCCCAAGGCUGUCAGGGCUGCUCUGGCUUACACCUGUGUAAAUUCUACUUGUUCGGGGACUGCAGGUUCAGCCGAAGAAAAAAUGGAUGUCGGUUUUGUCAUGAUCUUCAUUCAGAAAAUAAUUCCAAAGUCCUGAGAGACAAUGGUCUACAAGAUUUGAACCAGAAAGAGCUCUGUCAGUUACUCCUUCAGAAUGAACCGACUUUGCUCCCACCGGUGUGCUUUUCUUACAACAGAGGAAAUGGUACCUGCUCCGAGGAUGGAUCCUGCACCCGUCUUCACAUGUGUGAGCAGUUCCUUCAAGGCAAACCACACAGCAAUUGUAGCAAAUCUCAUGACUUUCUGUCUGGUGAAGUUCUUAGAGUUUUAGAAGGACGUGGACUGACUCCAGAGUUAAUUAGCACCAUUCCAAAUGUAUAUUUUAAUAUAUUGAACAUGAAGAAUUCUAAAGGAAAACCCACUGAAAAAAAUAAAACUGAGAUAUGCAUAUUCUCUGUAUGGAAAGACUGCAGGCGUGGACAAAAUUGUUUCCAAGCACACUUCAGUAUGCCUUACCAAUGGCAGGUGCAGGAUGGUUUGGAGUGGUCAGAUCUUCCCGAUAACGAAAACAUUGAAAAGGAAUUUUGCAAUCCUGCAAAUACAUGCAGUGGACCCCCAUCAAUAAAUUUUUAUACAAUGACACAAGGAAAAAGAAAAGUGCGGCGCCUUUCAACGGCUUCUUCUGUGGAAAAACCUAACUUUAUUCUGACAACACGUUGGAUCUGGCAUUGGGAAGACGAACAUGGCAAUUGGACCGAUUAUGGCUCUACGAGUGGCAGUAAUGAUGCAUCCACUAUUAAAAGUGAAGACCUGGAAAAGAGCUAUAUGGAAGACAGCAAUGCUACUAUACAGUUCAAGGCUGGAAGAGAAGAUUACAAUCUUAUUUUUCCAGAAAUGAUUCAGGUUAAUCAACACUAUGGAACCAUACGGACUGUUCGAAGGCGACCAGAGUUUGUCUCCAAACAAGAUGUAGUGAAGAUCAGAACAAGCAAAAAAUCACCAAUAAUCGCAGAUUUCACCACAAAUUUCAAAGCAAUACCACCUCACUGGGACAAGACACUUAUACCUGAAACAGGAUACAAGGUUGUUAAAUUGCUUGAAUCCAGUGAGGAGUACACUAAAAUCAAGAAUCUCUUCACAAACACCAUGCCUGGAUAUACCAUUGUGAAAAUAGAAAGAAUCCAAAACAAAUCACUUUGGGAGGUUUUUCAGUGGCAAAAGGAACAAAUGAAAAAAAAUAAGGGAGGGAAGCCAGUCAAUGAGAGACAACUGUUCCAUGGAACUGAUUCAGAUUAUGUUGAAGCCAUAUGUAAGCAGAACUUUGACUGGAGAAUUUGUGGAACACAUGGCACAUUAUAUGGAAAAGGAAGCUACUUUGCAAGGGAUGCAAAUUAUUCUCAUGAUUACACUGGUUCAUCAUCUCACAGGACCAUGUUUGUUGCUAGAAUAUUAGUGGGCGACUAUGUGGUAGGAAACUCCAGUUAUGUCAGACCCCCAUCAAAAGAUGGAGGAGACUGCAACUUUUAUGACAGCUGUGUUAACAAUACUCGGAAUCCUUCCAUUUUUGUUGUUUUUGAAAAACACCAGGUAUACCCAGAAUACCUCAUAGAGUAUCUUGAAAAUAGCUGGGCAAAUUCAUAUUUUCCAUUUCAACCCACAUAUACUACUACACAAACAAGCGUUUCAUCAUCAAACAGCUGGCAACAAAAUUCAACCAGCAUGUACAGCACUACAUCACCAGUACGCCCAAAGCCAACACCUCAGCCACAACAAAAACAAGAUUCUUGUUUACUAUCUUAACAGACCUUUUUAUUAAAAUUUUGAGAUUACUCCAACUUACUUUUUCAAGAAGAUGAAGAACGAGAAAAGCUAAAAAAAAAAAAAAAAAAAAAAUACAGAAUAUAAAUGCAACAGUGUUUUUAACAAAUAAUGUAAUGCACAUAAAUGUAAUUAAUAAAUUAACUAGUAAUGUAAAAUUCACACAUUUAAUGUAAAACCUUAUAUUUAACAUAUUUUUGCUGGACAACUUAACACAACUAAAGCAAAAGUAACCCAGUGCAAUUCAGAUUUUUAACAUUUUUAUUCAGUUAUUUUAUGUGAUAAUGUGAAUUUUGGACAGUAUGAAAUGCAUUGUUAAUGUCUUUAUUUUUGCUUGUUUUUCUUUCAGUGUGUGGUUUAAAUAUUCUCUGUGCUUCCUUGUUUUUUUCCCAGGUUUCCUCCCACAUCCUUACUGAUCCUCAGAACCCUAUAAUGAAAAAUGAUGGUUCAGUAGUUAAUAGAAAGAUGGACUGCAAUAUAUAUAGUAAUUUUGCUUUGGACAUAGUUACAGAAGUGUAUAUUUAAACUCUGAGUCAGUCAGUACUGAAUAAUACAGUGAGGUAUACAUUUCUAAUUCAAUGCAUUCCUUUACUUACAAAUUAACUUCUCCCUUUUCGUCUUCUGAAAAAUGCACCACUACAGGAAACCUGGCCUGUUUUCAGCAUUGUUUCAGGCUUAUGUUAAAUUUGGGCAUGUAAAGGAAUGUCUGAAAUAUUUUUAAUACAUACAAAAACAUUUAAAAGUUUUCUGACAUGUUUUCUUAAUAAUCUGAAUUGUAUCUGAAUAGCUUUGAUUUCAGUUCCAUGCAGGGUAUAUAAAGCACAUUUAACACUCACAGCAUCAAAAGCAAACCAGCUGUUUUGUUACCCAUCUUGUGUAUGUUAUAUUCCACUAUGGAUGAAGAAACACUAACUUAUACACAUUUUAAUUAUGCAAUACAAAGUUGAUAUUAUAGCAACAAAGGACAGUUAUUUUUAACACAUGGUUAUAAAAGGUGCUUUUGUAAUAAGACAGUAAUGAAAAUGAAAUAAAACCAAUUUGAAAUGUAAAAUUGUAAUAAGAAUAUUUCAAAAUAAAUAUUUAUAAAAUUGCCCAAUUUGUGACCCGUUUACUGCACCUAAAGUAUUUUGACAUUCAUACAUCUAUGCAUUUUUGAAAGUACUUAGUUCUAGUUAAGACUUCCGCUAGUAUUUUAACAUCAUUAUCCAGAAGUGAAACUGAAGUAAACGAGUCUUAAUGUGUUUGCCUCUGUAAUAUCGCAAAGACCACACCAGAUUUAUUAAAGGCAGACACACAGCUUCAAACCUUCAGCACAUGUUUAAUGUAAAACAUUCAUCCAAAAAUUCUGACUUGCCAGAAGUCUUUCUUAUACUCUUUGGAUGCAGAAAGAUCCUUUGAUAGUGAUAAAUGAGAUUAUCCAUUUGCUGCUCUGCAUAGAUACUGUAUGUGUUUGGCAUCAAAAUAUUUGUAUUAAUUAAACUAAUUUUUACUAGUCCAGAAGCCUCAGUCUACAUUAAUAAAAGAGACUCAGAUUAGAAUUAGGUACUUGAUAAGAGUGCCCCCUAUCACCAAUUAUGUUUGCAUUAGCCGUUGUCUAUUUAUUUCCGAAAGAAACCAGAGAUAGAGGGAAUUAUCAGAAAGGGACCAGAAGAAGAAAAUACAACUAUAUUCAGACAAUAUGGUACUUUAUAUGUCAAACCUACAAUUAUCUACUAUCUGCAAUUAGUCUAUAGCAUGUUAACAUAAUUUCAUAAGAUUUGUGGAUUCAAAAUUAAUCUAAUUAAAUGUGUUUUUCUCAGUGAAGUCUUUAGCAUGCCAUACUAGAUUAGAAAACUAUUUCUUCAUAAUAUCAAAACAGUUUAAAUAUCUAGGGUUAACCUUCACAAGUAAGUAUAAAGAUCUUUUCCAAUACAAUUUUGGAAGCGCUUUAGACAAAAUCAAACAAGAUGUUAACAGAUGGUCCACCCUCCAUCUCAUCUUUGCAGGGAGAAUGAAUACAGUAAUCCCUCCUCCAUCGCGGGGGUUGCGUUCCAGAGCCACCCGCGAAAUAAGAAAAUCCGCGAAGUAGAAACCAUAUGUUUAUAUGGUUAUUUUUAUAUUGUCAUGCUUGGGUCACAGAUUUGCGCAGAAACACAGGAGGUUGUAGAGAGACAGGAACGUUAUUCAAACACUGCAAACAAACAUUUGUCUCUUUUUCAAAAGUUUAAACUGUGCUCCAUGACAAGACAGAGAUGACAGUUCUGUCUCACAAUUAAAAGAAUGCAAACAUAUCUUCCUCUUCAAAGGAAACAGAGAGGAAAGCAAACAAAUCAAUAGGGCUGUUUGUUUUUAAGUAUGCGAAGCACCGCUGGUACAAAGCUGUUGAAGGCGGCAGCUCACACCCCCUCCGUCAGGAGCAGGGAGAGAGAGAGAGAGAGAGACAGAGAAAAACAAAGUCAAAAAUCAAUACGUGCCCUUUGAGCUUUUAAGUAUGCGAAGCACCGUGCAGCAUACUUAAAAGCUGCACACAGAAGGUAGCAACGUGAAGAUAAUCUUUCAGCAUUUUUAGACGAGCGUCCGUAUCGUCUAGGUGUGCGAACAGCCCCCCUGCUCACACCCCCUACAUCAGGAUCACAGAUAGUCAGCGCAAGAGAGAGAGAAAGAAAAGUAAGUUGGGUAGCUUCUCAGCCAUCUGCCAAUAGCGUCCCUUGUAUGAAAUCAACUGGGCAAACCAACUGAGGAAGCAUGUACCAGAAAUUAAAAGACCCAUUGUCCUCAGAUAUCCGCGAACCAGCAAAAAAUCCGCGAUAUAUAUUUAAAUAUGCUUACAUAUAAAAUCCGCGAUAGAGUGAAGCCGCGAAAGGCGAAGCGCGAUAUAGCGAGGGAUCACUGUACUGUACUUUCAAAAUUAACAUCCUCCCUAAACUAUUCUAUCUAUUCCAUACACAUAAACAAAAAUUCUUCAAGAAAUGUUGAAAUAGCCAUGUGUUCUAAUGGCAACUCCCCAUCUAAAGCAGAAGGCAUUGUGGCACUUUCACAAUAAAAUCUUGGAAUCUGGCAGAAAUUCAUAAAUUCAAACUGGCCUGGCUUACAGUGGAAAACAAAUCCUGUUCUAAAUCUUCCUUGUAUACCCUGCUUUGUGCUGCACUCCUAACUAUUGGCAAUUUACCAGCAAUCCAGUUGUCCACCUAUUACUUAAAAUUAGGGAAGCUCUUAUCUGUUGCUCCUAACCAUGAUAAUCACCUUCUCAGAUCCACUCAGUAUUUAAAAAUUUAAAUUAUGGAAUGUGCUAAAGGUUAAGACACUUACAGAUCUUCUUAUAGACAAUUUGCCUCUUACAAACAAUUAUACUUCAAAAUGUAAAAUUUGCGGCUAUACAGUUUUUUCUAUAUGUGAAUGAGAAGUUUUCUUAAAAGAAAACCAGCUGAACCUACCAUAUCUCGCACCUAUAUCAGCCCCACAAGCCAUACUUGUUAGUCUAGAUGAAGACAUCGGUGAGCAUCUCAGCAGUAUAUAAAAAUAUUUCAUAGUAUUCACCCUUCAAAGAUCCUAGGAAACAGUGAGAAAGGAACCUCUCAAAUGGCAUCACAGAAAAUGAGAGUAUCUUAUCUACACUUGUACAUAGAAUACAUUCUAGUUCUAUAUGCACCAAGCAUUCCACAUUUCAGUUAAAGGUCUUUCAUCAAUCACAUUUAUGUCAUUUUAAAUGUACCCAGGGUAAAACCCAACUUGUGAGUGAUGUUAUCUAGCUUAGGCACCAGUAGGCCACAUGUUUUGGGACUACACUAAAUUAACAUAAUUUUGGAUAAAAAUGUUGUAAAUACUUGUCAAAUAGCCUCAGUGCUACAAUCACUCCUGAUCCAUUAAUAAUGGUAUUUGGUGUACUCCUAGAUGGCAUUAGAGUGCAUAGUGGGAAAUCAAUUGUAAUAGCCAAUACCGCACCACUAGCACCUUCUAUAACUUAGAGGGUAAAUGAUGUUCUGUAUUCUCUCAAAUUAGAACAAAUCAAAUUCUCUCAGAGGAAAUGUGCAAAACAUUUUUAAAAUGGAUAAAGAAUUAACAUUACUUUAGAAUAAGUAUGCUAGGCUUGUGAUAACUAACUUAUGUUGUUGUUUUAUCAUAUUUAAACAUCUUCACAACUAGUAAGGAUUAUUUUUUGACAUUAGCAUAUUGCUUUGUGGAAGUGUGGUUUAACACAUCAGUCCCUGACUCUGCAUUAGAACUGCUGGGGCCCCUGCUUUACAGAGUAGACAGUAACACAGUAUCUAAUGAGUCAAAAGGCAAUUGGGUCAAAUUGGUGCAACUAUGUUUCCAUAUUAUCAUGGCACUUACUCUGGCAAUCUGGAACUAUUUGCUUUUGACUUAAUAUUUGCUAUUAACUGUACAACAUUCUUUUCACCUACAGAAUAUUCAAUAAUUUCUCAUGCGAGUUUAUAUCCCAUCUGAGAUGAAUGUAAAUGAAGCGCAAUGGCAGCAGAUUACAUCAUUAGUUUGAAGAACAGUCACGCCAACUUCCCAAUUAUAGUGAUGGACAACUUUAAUCACGCAAACCUAACCAUUGAACUUACCAGAUACAAACAGCUUGUUAAAUGCCCUACUAGGGACAGGAAGACCUUGGUUCACUGCUACUGCGCUAUACUUGAUGCUGACCGAGCUCUGCCUCUCACUCCAAUGAGUAAUUCUGACCAUGAUAUAAUACAGUUGCGACUCACUUAUAAACCAAGGCUAAAAUCAGCUAAACCAGUAAUAAAAUCUAUAAGACUAAUACUGAUACAUCUUAUAUUAGCUUCUGUGAAGAUAUUUGCAUUCCCAGCAAAACCAUUAUAAUUUACAACAAUGGAAAACAGUGGUUCACCAAACAACUGAGGAUUCUUUGUCACACAAUAGAAACUGUUUAUAAACUUGGUGGUAAUGAUGCCUACAAAGAGGUCGGGAUGCGGCUAAACAAUGCAUUCAGAUAUGCUAAAUAGAAACAUUAAAGUAAACUGGAAUUUCAGUUUUCAGCAAAUAACAGGUCCUCUGUAUGAAGAAGAUUUCAGUCUGUUACUGUCUAUAAAAACGCAUCUCCCAGUGCUUAUUUAGCAGAUUUGGACAAUGAGGUGCUGAGUAUCAACAAUACCUCUCUUUCUCCAAUUCUGCAGGGGUUUUGGCACCAGUCACUUCUUUGCAAAAGCCUCUCCCUUCUUCUUCCUUAUCUAUCAAGGAAUACAAUGUCUGGAAACUGUUUACAAGACAUGACUGCAGAAUGUCUGGUGGUCCUGAUUCAGUCUUGCCUGCAACAAUCAAACACUCUGCAAGCCAGCUUGCACCUCUCUUCACUGACAUCUUUAACCAGUCUCUUACGCAGUGUAUUGUUUUCAGAUUGCUUUAAAUGUUCUGUUAUUGAUCCAGUUCCCAAAAAUGAUACAAAUAAGCUGCCUCGACGAUUACAGGCCCUUCUGCACUUACAUCAGCGGUUCUAAUAAAAAUAUUUAAACGACAAGUUCUAAACCCUCUUAAUUCUGUUACUGCUGCUCAUCUUGACCCUCUUCAGUUUGCAUAUAGAGUAAAUAGAUGUGUAGACGAUACCAUUAACAUGGGACUGCACUUUGUGCUACAGCAUUUGGACUGUAAAGGAACUUGUGCCAAAGUGAUAUUUCUAGGUCAGCAUUUAACACCAUUGUCCCCAAGCUGCUGCUAACUUCUAAAAGCUGAACUGAAUGCUUCCACCUGUAAAUGGAUGGGCUGCCACCUCUCAGACUACCUCUUUAUCAGCACAGGUGCACCUCAAGGCUGUGUACAUUAUCCCCACACCCCCCCACACACCAAACACUGUCUCUGAUUCUUCAGCAAGAAUCAUUUAGUUUGCUGGUGACACCACCAUUGGACUUAACUACUAAUUGUAAUGAAACGGCUUACAGAAAGGAAAUGAUUCGUCUUUUGUCUUGGUGUGCUACCAAUAAACUGGUACUUAGUAUCACCAAGACAGUUGAGACAGUAAUUGACGUUUUGUAAAUAGCAGUUUCAGCCUCUCCCACUAGUAAUUAAAGAUUCUGCAGUCAGUAUGGUGGAAUCCUUCAGAUUUUUGGGUACAGCUAUUACAAACAUUCUCAGCUGGGACAUUAACACUGCUUCCAUCACUAACACUCAGCAGUGGUUGUACUUUUCAAGCCAAUAAAGAAAUUAAAUAUUUCCCAGCAAAUCCUAGUACAUUAGUGUGAAUACAUUCUCCAUUGUUGUCUGGUUUGUUUCAGUGACGGUCCACUCCAAACAUACCUUACAGCACCUCACACAUCUCCUUUAGAACUGCCCUGUUCUGCAGCUCCUUAUAAUGUAUGUUAUCUAAACUACACAUGUCAUUUGUAUUUGAUAUUGUGUUAUGUUAUAAGCCCCUCCAAAGCUAGAAACCAACCCUGCACAUUGUGCCAGUGUUUUUUUGACAAUUACAGUUUUAUGUAUACAUACAGGUAGAUGGCCUGUCUGUUUGUCUGUCCCUUCUUCACAUCUGUCCAACAGUAAGGCAGAUAAACGCAUAUACCAGGGCCUCUGCAUACCAAAUUUGUAUGACUUAACAAACCCAGUGGGUUCUGAAAUGAGUGUCACAGCUGCUGCUUAAUUCAAGACAACCUUUGUGAAUAUCAUUACUGGCCAUGUAAUCUUUUGCAUUUUUAUUAGAUACAAGGAAAUACAAGUCUAUACCAGUGAAUCCUCCUAAAAUUUAUUUAAUCAUGAAAAAUAUUUCACAGUAGCGAUUAUACUGAUUUCCUUUAAAAAAAAAAAAAAAAAAAAAAAAGUAAAAUGCAAAUAAAAAUUUAAAUACAAACAUUAUUUUGCAUAUUUUGACUAUGCAGUACUAUUUUAAGGAUUGAUAGUAACAUGCCACAGGCAUCCCAAAUCCUACCUUGGCAGCACCAGGCAAGGACAGGCAUUGGGAUGCAUCAUCACCUGUCUGUCACAGGGCGUGGUUAUUCAGGCAGGGCCAGAUGCCAAAGUAACCUGCAAGUCUUGGGAAUUUGGAAGGAAACCCAUAUACUGUAGUCACAAGGAGAAUAUUUAAACUUCACACAGACGGUAAACUUGUAAGAAUUUGAAUGCAGGACUUGAAGCUGUAAGCUGGUAAUACUAACCACUACACCAUUCUUCUUUCCUUAUUUAAUGUAUAAGACAGUUAUUUAACGUUUUCUGUGUAAUUUAUCUGAUAUUUUGGUAUGGUUGUGGUUCUUUGUUUUUGAAAUGAUAAUGCAACAUUAAAUUAAGUUUAAAUCAUGAAAUUCCUAAUUAAAUGAAACAAAAUUAUAAAAUAUGCUGCACACAAUUAAUUUUCUUGUGUGGUUUGUCAUAUUAGAGUUAUUAGAGACAGCAUAACUGUGGCACCAGAGUUCAUAAUAUACUCUAAAAUGUGCAAUUGCAGAACAAGGUUUGAGAUUAAAGCACAUACAUUAUUUGGUAAAACUACAAGAGUCCUGGAUUACUUCUUUAAUAAGACAGAUGUUUAAGUAGACAUGACAGCUGUAGAAGCCAUAUACUUUUUCUCAGUCCUGAUAUAACCAUUAUGCAGUAUUUUACAUUAUGUACUUUAAAUUAGUUUUUCCUUAUAUAUUUUGUGCUGUGCCUAUUUUACAUGAUUAUGGCUUGUGUUUGUAUUAUUGAUAAGACAAUAAACUGAUAAAUAAAAAUGUGUGGUAUCU
Molecule: messenger RNA, 9940 nt
Organism: Erpetoichthys calabaricus (reedfish)
Lineage: Eukaryota; Metazoa; Chordata; Cladistia; Polypteriformes; Polypteridae
Product: protein mono-ADP-ribosyltransferase PARP12-like
Exons: 12
Coding region: 36-2276 (746 amino acids)
Molecular function (GO): metal ion binding; NAD+ poly-ADP-ribosyltransferase activity
Source: RefSeq, a predicted model, not a curated record